Molecule: messenger RNA, 282 nt
Organism: Mirounga angustirostris (Northern elephant seal)
Lineage: Eukaryota; Metazoa; Chordata; Mammalia; Carnivora; Phocidae
Product: metallothionein-1-like
Exons: 1
Coding region: 17-253 (78 amino acids)
Biological process (GO): cellular response to copper ion; intracellular zinc ion homeostasis; cellular response to zinc ion
Cellular component (GO): cytoplasm; nucleus
Molecular function (GO): metal ion binding
Source: RefSeq, a predicted model, not a curated record
CCUCCAGCCCGCAGCCAUGUCUCUCCGUGUCGCCUGCUUUGGACCUCCGUCCUCGACGCGACUCGAAAUGGACCCCAACUGCUCUUGCUCCACCGGUGGCUCCUGCACGUGCGCCGGCUCCUGCAAAUGCAAGGAGUGCAAAUGCACCUCCUGCAAGAAGAGCUGCUGCUCCCGCUGUCCCGCGGGCUGUGCCAAGUGUGCCCAGGGCUGCAUCUGCAAAGGCGCAUCGGACAAGUGCAGUUGCUGUGCCUGAUGCGGGGGAGCCUGAGCCUGAUGUAAAUA